CUGGAUUCGACCGCGUUACGAGCAAAUAUAUUUUGCACUACAAUCGAAAUAUUGGUGGGGAGCUCCUACUCUUCUCGGCACACACAGAGACAUUCACACGAACAGAACAGAUUAACGGUCGUUCGGAGACGCCACACACGCAGUAUACCGUCGAUAUACAUCACGACUUACAAUUGACGCUGUGCGCGCGAAAAAAAGACACUGUUUUCGUUUUCUCCUGCUAGUUGGACGAGCGGCAGAGUUCAGCAUAAAUUGACCCUUUCAAAAAACCCUUCGACACGUAAUUGUACGAAAAAACCAGUUAACGAAACUCUUCGUCGUUAAGUAAAAACGUUAUUUUAACUUCUGUGCGGUUUUAUCAUAUUUUUCCCCAGACAGCUUCGAGAUGGCGGACGUAGCUGAAAACACGACAUAUUCGGACGCAGCGACUGCGAUAUCGCAAGGCAAGCGUCAUCUCCUGGUGCAAGAUUACACAGCUGCGGUGACCGCGCUGGCCGAAGGUCUGGAAAUGAUGUCGCAAAAGCUCGGGGACUGCGACGACGCUUUGGGCGAGCCUUACCUGUUAUACGGUCGUGCAUUAUUGGGAUUAGCUCGGGAGGAAGUUGGAGUGCUUGGGGAAGCUGUGCCGGGCGGGGAAGAUGGGGACGACGACGAGGACGGCGAGGAAGAGGAGGAGGAGGAUGACGACGAGAAUGAAGAAGACAAGACGAGCGAGGCCGACGCAAAGGAGGAGGAAGGGGGAGAAGCUGGACAGACCGAGGAGAAGAAAGAAGUUGACGAGAAGAAAUCGAGCACCGAAGCUGCUGAAAAAGCCUCGAUAAGUAGCACGAGCGAUGAGAAAAAAGAGGAAAAUGGAACAGCGGUGAACAAAACGGACGAUAAAAAGAUCGAAGAAGCAAAGAAGGAAGUGUCGAGCAGCAGCGAAGCGAGCGAAAAAAAUGAGGUCGCUGGAACGAGCAAGGACAUCAACAAAAACGGUGUGCAAGAAGGAGAAACGAGCAAUUGCAACGGAACAGCAGCUGGGACAUCCUCAGGGAACGUGGACGAGGAGGAAGACGUGAACAAAGAGGACGAAGAGGAAGAUCCUGGUCGUGGCAUCGACCUUCAAGUUGCCUGGGAAGUUCUCGAACUCGCUAAAAUCGUAUUCACCAAACGUGGCGAAGCUGGUCUUAAACAUUUGGCUGAAACUCACAGAUUGCUCGGUGAAGUUGCUAUGGAAAGUGACAACCCACAAGGCGCCAUCGCCGACCUCGAAGGAGCUCUUGUUCUCUUGGAAAAAAUCGAACCGGUCGAGCCUCGCGCCCUCGCUGAUAUUCACUAUCAACUCGGGCUUGCUCAUUCGUUGGCAAACGAUUUCGACGCCAGUAUCAAACAAUUCACCGAGGCUACAAAUCUCCUGGAAACGAGAAUAAAACAAUUGGAAAAUACGCCUGAACCCACAGUCAAAAGCGACGAUCCUUUCUACUCGAUCGAAGGAGAAAUUCGGGAACUUCGCGAAUUGUUGCCUGCUAUACAGGAAAAAAUCGUUGACAUGAAGGAUUUCAAGCAAGAAGCUUGUCGCGUUCUCAUCGAGGGAAUCAAGAACAAAGUCGCUGAUGGCUCCGCCAGUAAUGGUGCCGCCUCUUCUUCUUCCUCGUCCACACAAAACGGUAGCGGACCAUCGGGCUCUUCCGACCAAGCUUCUGCUUGUCCCGCACCUCCAAAACCAGCUAGUGACAUUUCUCACUUGGUCAGAAAAAAACGUAAACACGAGAACGAAACAGAGGAACCAGCACAAUCACCUUGCAAAAAAUUAACGCCCUGAAAUAUCGAGAGAAAUCUAACGAUAGCACGAUAUUGAAGUUUCCGUCAUUGACUUGCGAGAAAAUGUUUUAUUUUUAUCCAAUCAUCUCCGAUAUAUCUUUGCAGUUUUGAGCUACAAAACUUAAUCACAUUCUCCGAAUAUAACGACUGAAACUGCAAAAAUAUUUAUAGGCUAUUUCGAUAACUGGAAAUCGAAUUAGUUAAAUAUUUUCAUGUUCGAUUCACGCAAAUUUUAAGACAACACGAAUAUACCAUAUUUUUAUUAAAGUAUUAAGAUUGGGUGAAAAAUAUCGAAAAAAACAUAAACAAAACAUUGUCUCAAGUUAAUCGACACAAACCUCGACGAUUUUUUUCCUUUACUUUCUUUUACUCGUUCGUUAUUCAAUUAUGCCUUGACUCGUUCUUCGAAAAUAUCGUUCUCGAUUGCAAACACUUAGUGUAUAGAUAUUACUAUCAUUACGUUUUUUCUUCAUCUUAUUAUUAAUGUUCUAAGUUUACUGCAUUAUUUAUUUGGUUUACCAUUGAGCGACUGCGAAAGACUCUGCUGGUCCAAACCACGCACGUCUGAUGUAUUUUAGUUUUAAAUAAACGAGAGAGACCUGAGAAAGAGCAAUUCAUCAUAAUUGCCAGGUUUUAAGUUGUAAAACUCAAUUUUCCUCUCCGAAAUAAAGAUUUCACUGAUGGCAUUUUUUA
Venturia canescens is the source of this 2496-nucleotide messenger RNA. It is a transcript of the gene Nasp, whose product is annotated as Nuclear autoantigenic sperm protein. The record is from RefSeq and is a predicted model, not a curated record. Bases 386 to 1804 code for a protein of 472 amino acids. Gene Ontology annotation, molecular function: histone binding. Gene Ontology annotation, cellular component: nucleoplasm. The transcript has 2 exons. Lineage: Eukaryota; Metazoa; Arthropoda; Insecta; Hymenoptera; Ichneumonidae. Gene Ontology annotation, biological process: DNA replication-dependent chromatin assembly; CENP-A containing chromatin assembly.